Molecule: messenger RNA, 1569 nt
Organism: Malassezia japonica
Lineage: Eukaryota; Fungi; Basidiomycota; Malasseziomycetes; Malasseziales; Malasseziaceae
Gene: ERO1
Product: endoplasmic oxidoreductin-1
Exons: 1
Coding region: 1-1569 (522 amino acids)
Biological process (GO): protein folding in endoplasmic reticulum
Cellular component (GO): endoplasmic reticulum; endoplasmic reticulum membrane
Molecular function (GO): FAD binding; thiol oxidase activity; protein-disulfide reductase activity
Source: RefSeq, a predicted model, not a curated record
AUGGAGUUCAACGCACCGCCCAAGCCGCGCGCCGGCUUCUUGCAGGAAGUGCUGGACCCCCAAGGGCAGCACAAAGACAAGGACCACAAGCAUACCCCCCUUUGUCGCCCCACCGGCCAGAUCGAAGAUGCGUGUGCGGACUACGAGAGUGUCGAGCAGCUCAACGAUGCGUACAUGUUCCAAAAACUCGACGCGCUGCGUCGGACGAAAUACUUUCGCUACUUUUUGGUGGAUUUGUUCAAGGACUGCCCCUUUUGGGUAGACGAUGGCCUGUGCAUGAACCGUGCGUGUGCCGUGGAAAAAAUGGACGAGACAGAUGUGCCUGAGGAACUGCGUGCUUCGCGUCUUGGCGCGGUGCACCGCUCGCACGACGAUACGCACGAAGGGCGUGCGCAAGGCGGCGAUGACAUCAACUUUUGUCAUUUGGACGACGAGGACGCGUCGCCCGACGCCGUCUACGUCGACCUGCUUAAGAAUCCCGAGCGGUUUACCGGCUAUGCUGGCCCCAGUGCCAACCGUGUCUGGCGGAGUAUUUACGAGGAAAACUGCUUUGGCGGUAUCCAGUUUACCGAGCCCCCCCGCGCCACGUCGCUGGGCGGCUCGGGCUUUGUGACGCCAAAGCAACUCAAGUCCGGCAAGGCGAUCCCCCCCUCGCUCCUGUCGCCCGCCUCGACGCCCUUCCGCCCCGGCGGUCUCGAGUCGCUGAUCGACUCGGUGCAAGCACCGAUGGACCCCGGCAGCACCGAGCAGUGUCUCGAGAAGCGUGUCUUUUACCGCGUGAUUUCCGGUCUGCAUGCCUCCAUCUCCAUCCAUAUCUGCAACGAGUAUUUGGACCCCGAGACGAAAGAGUGGGCGCCUAAUCUCGAGUGCUUUGUGACGCGCAUCUCGCAGCACCCCGAGCGUCUGCAGAACGUCUACUUUGACUAUGUCCUGCUGAUGCGUGCGCUGUCCAAGGCCGGCGAGUACCUGGACAAGUUUGACCUGCGUGCCGGCGACGAGAUUCGCGACCAAGAUACCCGGAAGCAGCUGCACGAGCUGCUCAAGUUUGCCGGUGCGAACCGGCCAUCGUUUGACGAGCACCAGCUCUUUACGAUGACCAAUGACCCUGCGCACAACAUGCAGAUCAUGGCGCUCAAGGAAGACUUCCGUGGCCACUUUAUGAACAUUUCGCGCAUUAUGGACUGCGUGGGAUGCGACAAGUGCCGCCUGUGGGGCAAGCUGCAGGUGACUGGCAUCGGCACGGCGCUCAAGCUGCUCUUUGCCUUUGAGGAGGACAAGUCUGAGCAGCACGUCUCGCUGCGCCGCAGUGAACUGGUCGCAUUGAUCAACACCGCGCACCGCUUCUCGGAGAGCAUCCAGGCGAUCGAGACGUUCCGCAAGCUGUACCAAAAGUCGCUCGGUGAGGAGGUAGGCGAGACGCCUGCGCCCCCGCCCCCACCAAAGCAUGUGCUCGCUGAUCUAUAUCACUAUGGGCGCGUAUCACUGCACAAGCUGCGCGACUUUUUUGCACCGGUGUGGGACACACUCGUCGCGUUCCUCGACCUCGACGACCCUGCCGACGAGCUAUAG